Messenger RNA from Acanthosepion pharaonis, 1716 nucleotides. The record is from the annotation of a GenBank genome assembly. NCBI's taxonomy places the organism in Eukaryota, Metazoa, Mollusca, Cephalopoda, Sepiida, Sepiidae.
AUGUAUGGACUUGAUAAGAAAUCUUCAUCAAUCCAUCGUUGCUGUGGUUUUUCUUUUCACCAUUGUGCUUGUGGCCCAUCCUUGUUGAUUUAUUCUUUCUUUCUUUCUUUCUUUCUUUCUUUCUUCAACCAUAUCUCUGCCCUAUUGAUUCUUUCUUUCUUUCUUUCUUUCUUUCUUUCUUUCUUUCUUUCUUUCUUUCUUUCUUUCUUUCUUCUACCAUAUUUCUAUUCUUUCUUUCUUUCUUUCUUUCUUUCUUUCUUUCUUUCUUUCUUUCUUUCUCCAACCAUAUCUCUGGUGAUUCAUUCUAAAUUUUUUGUUUGUUUCUUCUUUCUUUCUUUUACACGCACUCAUACCAUAGCCCUAUUGAUUCUUUCUUUCUUUCUUUCUUUCUUUCUUUCUUUCUUUCUUUCUUUCUUUCUUUCUUUCUUCUCAAUCUCUGUUGAUUCUUUCUUUCUUUCUUUCUUUCUUUCUUUCUUUCUUUCUUUCUUUCUUUCUUCUACCAUAUUUCUAUUCUUUCUUUCUUUCUUUCUUUUCUUUCUUUCUUUCUUUUUCUUUCUUUCUUUCUCCGACCAUAUCUCUGGUGAUUCAUUUCUAAAUUUUUUUGUUUGUUUCUUCUUUCUUUCUUUUACACGCACUCAUACCAUAGCCCUAUUGAUUCUUUCUUUCUUUCUUUCUUUCUUUCUUUCUUUCUUUCUUUCUUCAACCAUAUCUCUGGUGAUUCAUUCUAAAUUUUUUGUUUGUUUGUUUGUUUGUUUCUGUCUUUCUUUCUUUUACACGCUCUCAUACCAUAGCCCUAUUGAUUCUUUCUUUCUUUCUUUCUUUCUUUCUUUCUUUCUUCUACCAUAUUUCUAUUCUUUUCUUUCUUUCUUUCUUUCUUUCUUUCUUUCUUUCUUUCUUUCUUUCUCCAACCAUAUCUCUGCCCUAUUGAUUCUUUCUUUCUUUCUUUCUUUCUUUCUUUCUUUCUUUCUUUCUUUCUUUUCAUUCUUUCUUUCUUUCUUUCUUUCUUCUACUCUAUCUCUGUUGAUUCUUUCUUUUUUCUUUCUUUCUUUCUUUCUUUCUUCUACCAUAUUUCUGUUGAUUCUUUCUUUUUUCAUUCUUUCUUUCUUUCUUUCUUUCUUUCUUUCUUUCUUUCUUUCUUUCUUUCUUUCUUUCUUUCUCCGACCAUAUCUCUGCCCUAUUGAUUCUUUCUUUCUUUCUUUCUUUCUUUCUUUCUUUCUUUCUUUCUUUCUUCUACUAUCUCUGUUCUUUCUUUCUUUUUUCUUUACAGUUCUUUCUUUCUUUCUUCUACCAUAUUUCUAUUCUUUCUUUCUUUCUUUCUUUCUUUUCUUCUUUCUUUCUUUUUUCUUUCUUUCUUUUCUUUCUCCAACCAUAUCUCUGGUGAUUCAUUCUAAAUUUUUUGUUUGUUUCUUCUUUCUUUCUUUUACACGCUCUCAUACCAUAGCCCUAUUGAUUCUUUCGUUCUUUCUUUCUUUCUUUCUUUUUUUCUUUCUUUCUUUCUUCUACCAUAUUUCUGUUGAUUCUUUCUUUUUUCGUACUCUUACACAUUCUCCUACCAGACGUCUAUUGAUUCAUUUCAGAUUCUUUCUUUCUUUCUUUCUUUCUUUCUUUCUUUCUUUCUUUCUUUCUUUCUUUCCCUACCAUUUCUUUCUUCCUUUUCCCCUACCAUAUCUUGAUCUUUCUUUUUUUUCUUUCUGUUUCUUUUCCAAAUCUAUGUAA